This is a messenger RNA of Cotesia congregata, 1434 nucleotides long. NCBI's taxonomy places the organism in Eukaryota, Metazoa, Arthropoda, Insecta, Hymenoptera, Braconidae. The record is from the annotation of a GenBank genome assembly.
AUGUCAUCAACAUUGAGAACAUUUGAAAUAAAAUUAGAUAAUCCAACAGCAACCUACGGAGCAGGUGCUAUAAUAACCGGCCAGGUUGUGGUUGAUGUCACCAAAACAAAAAAAUUACGAGCCCUGAAACUAAGAUUCAAAGGAAAAUGUUCAGUUCAUUGGCAGAAAACAAGUAGCAGUGGAAAAAGUUCCAGAACUGUUGACUACACUGGAGAAGAAGAAUAUUUUCGUAAUGAUGUAUGUCUUUUCGGAAGUACAGGUGGUGACACUAUUGAAAUGUUGGCUGGACAUCACACCUACCCAUUCAGUUACGCUCUUCCCCGAAAUAUCCCAAACAGUUUUGAACAUGGAGUCGGUUCUGUCGAAUACUCGAUGAAGGCAAUAAUAGAUCGUCCAUGGAAAUUUGAUCAUGAAACUACUAAGAUUUUUACUGUCGAAACACCUUUCGAGUUGGAUUCACAAUCAUAUUCUAUGGCUGGUAUCCAUGAUGAGAAAGAAGAAGAUUAUUGUUGCAUUUUACCGUGUAUUAGCAGAGGUAAUAUGAUUUUUAUUUUUGAACUGCCAACCACUGGAUACGCUUGUGGUGAACCUAUUCAUACGACUGUUCAUAUUAACAACCGAUCGGAUUCUGUUGAAGUUGAAGAGAUUGAAGUAAAACUAGAACAAAAAUUAGAAUUUCACGCACGAUCUCCGUAUAAGAAAACAAAAACUAAAAGUUGCGUUGUCCAGCAAAGUAAACGAGAAGGGCCUUUUCUUAAAAAAAGUGAAGUACUUGUUGGACUACAAGUACCUUCCGUUCCACUCUCAAAGCUUCAAUAUUGUAGUCUUAUAGACAUCAGCUAUCAAGUCCAUAUUGAAGUACAUGUUUCUGGAUUGCACUGUAAAACGGAAAAAUUCUAUGACAUUCUGAUUGGAACAAGACCUCCAGCAAUAGCUCAUCAAGUUCAUCACCCGGUUCCUAGUCAACAUCCACUACCAAUUACUUCACCAUCUGCACCUGUUGAUUACUCUCCAGCAUAUGAUCCUGUAUCGCCUUUUCCAACUCCACUUAUUCCAAUGCCUGUUCCAAGUGUACCACAAAGCGAAAAAACUCCACCGUAUCCUCAGUUUCCUACACCAGGUGCGCCCUACCCAACUCAAUCUGGUUCAAGUCAAUAUCCUCCUCCAGGUGCUCCUUAUCCAACUCAAUUUGGUUCAGGUCCAUAUCCUCCAUCAGGUGCACCUUAUCCAACUCAACCUGGUCCAGAUCAAUAUCCACCUAAUAACGCCCCGUAUCCUAAUGUCCAUCCCUUCCAAUAUCCCUCAGCUCCAGGUUUUCAGCCUCCCCGAAAUGUUGAAUUUGUACCAUCUAAUCCAACGUCACCGUUUCAAUAUCCUCCAGAGCAGCUUCCACCUUCGUAUGACUCGGUCAUGGCCAAUGACAACAGAAAAUAA